Messenger RNA from Saccharomycodes ludwigii, 765 nucleotides. RefSeq names its product Lst7p (gene LST7). Gene Ontology annotation, biological process: positive regulation of GTPase activity; positive regulation of TORC1 signaling. The record is from RefSeq and is a predicted model, not a curated record. Gene Ontology annotation, molecular function: GTPase activator activity. The coding region runs from base 1 to 765 and encodes 254 amino acids. NCBI's taxonomy places the organism in Eukaryota, Fungi, Ascomycota, Saccharomycetes, Saccharomycodales, Saccharomycodaceae. The transcript has a single exon. Gene Ontology annotation, cellular component: cytosol.
AUGAUGCAUAGUUUAACUGAAGACAUAUCCUUGAAUAGUUUCAUUACCUUAGCUCAUUUUUGUGACAAACAUGGCCCAAAAGUGAUACAAAUAACACAAGUCGCACGCAACAAUAAUGAUAUGGAAUCUUUGCUUUUACCAGAUUAUCCUACCGAUUCAUAUUGUGAUUCAUGUCUGAUCAAAUUUCCCGAAGUAAAGGAUAAAAAUGUUAAACUUCGAUCUAUGAAGAGUAAGUUCGAAUCAACUGGCAGCGACAAUCAUGAAGAUACACAUCUAUAUAUAUCCACGCAAUAUUCAGCUACUAGGUUCCAAUUACUUUCGUCUAUUAUCAAGAAAAUAUUUUCAGAAGAAACAAUGCUUUAUAAUGAGUCUCCGCUAUGUUUUUAUGACAACGAGCGUGGUCUCAACAUUUCUCUUGGUUUUAAGUUACAAGAUGGCCAUUCAAGAGGAAACGAAAGAAGAUAUUGUCUUAUUUUCAGUAUCACUAAUACCAGUCAAAAAUUAUGCUCAGAUAUUAUGAACAGACAUUGGGAUUUCAUAUUAACUGCUUUUAACAAGGAAGUGUCGUAUAUUAAAGAGCUUAGGAAGAAAGUUAUUGAUAAACAAUUGAAUGAAAAUAGGGAUAAUCCAUUAAUAUCUAUGGGUUCAUAUUUGCGGGGGAACAGUCUGAAAAUUCCCAAAAAUCUAACAGAAUUGACGGGAGAUAGAUUAUUUUUCAUGAAAUUACACAAAUGGAACACCUAUAUGCUAAGUAACAUUUGUUGA